This is a messenger RNA of Styela clava, 3306 nucleotides long. The record is from RefSeq and is a predicted model, not a curated record. NCBI's taxonomy places the organism in Eukaryota, Metazoa, Chordata, Ascidiacea, Stolidobranchia, Styelidae.
CAUACCCAUGCACACAAUGUAAGUAAUUUAAUGUUCACUUAUUAUAGCAAAAAUAAAAUAAAUAUUAUUUUAAUAAUACUGUAAUAUGAUGUUCAAUCAUAUUAUUGCUGUUGCAUUUUUUGUGUCAACAACAUCAGCUUUAUUUUCAUCAUGCAAUAUUCCACCUCGUUUCUGGUGCGAUUCCAAAGAAAUCGCACGAAGCUGUGGCGUGGAAAUUCAAUGUGCAGAAUGGUUCUGGAACGAAGGUUCAAAUGCUAAGCCAGUAAAGGUUGAUGUGUACUUCGAAUCCCUAUGUCCCGACAGCAUUGAGUAUAUUGUUCAAAUGCUUUACCCAACUUGGAAAAAAUUUCGUGACUCAGAUAUCAUGGAGUUAAAAAUAUAUUCGUAUGGCAAUGCAAACGAAACAAAAAAUUCAAACACUGAAAUGUGGGAUUAUACUUGCCAACAUGGGCCAAGAGAGUGUGUUGGAAAUCUUAUCGAGAAUUGCAUUCAAUAUUACACUAAUUAUAACAUCUUGAAAUAUUUCCCGAUAUUUUACUGUAUGGAGUCUGCAAAAAAUCCUGUUAAUGCAGCUGAAAAGUGUGUGACAGAUGCUGGACUGCAAUGGUCUGAAAUAAAUAAAUGUGCGAGUGGUCCAGAAGGAAAUGCACUCAUGCAUAAAACCGCCAUGGCAACAGAUAGCCUUAAACCAAAGCAGAUAUAUGUACCAUGGGUAGUUAUCAAUGAUAGGCACACGAAGCCAUUGCAAAAGGAUGCUCAAAAUAAUCUGCCAAAGCUUCUGUGUGACACUUAUAGAGGAGCAAAGCCAAUUCAAUGCAAGGAUUAUGUUGAGUCUCAUCCUAUGUUCCAUUAAAUGGCUUUUGUUUUGAGUUAUAAAGUUGCAAGGUUUGCUAUUUCAGAGUAAAUCGUCAAUCAUUUAUGUUAUAGAAUAUUACCUAUGUGUCAUUAUAAUAUUUUCAUUUUAGUGAAAUUGCUAAAACUCACAAAAAUGCAGAAUGAAUUAUUAAUAUUAAUGUAAUGAAUAAGAUUUAUCAAGUCAAGGUGAUCAUGAAAUUUAUAUUUAUUUAGAAUAGAUAAGUAUUGGGAAAUUGAAUUUUAAUGAAUGUGUAUUAACUGUGUUUACUGAUUUGUCUUUUAUUGUUGAAAGUUAAAUCUGUCCUUUGUCGCUUCCAGACAAAUCAUUAUUAUGAGGGGUUCAUCAAUCCGCAAAGGUUUGAAACAUCUGGACUAAAUUGUCUUGCUUUGCGGGUAAAUUUCACUCAGGGAUUAGCAUUGAUAUGUGCUUUAACAGUAGCUAUGGGAACUAAAUGCAUUGAUAUUUGAGCUCUACAUCAACAAUUUUACAUUAAAAUCCCAUCCUCUAAUGUCCAAUGUUUCAAUCGUUGAAGUAAAAGUAUAUACUAAAUUAUUAUUUUUUUUUCAACCUCUAUAUGGCUAAAAAAGAGUUAAAAGCCCCAAAAUUGGUUAUUAGAGACCUCAGAACUAAAAUAUUUUUUCAAGGCUGUUUUUGCAUUGGUCUUUUCUCAUAAUUUCUAAUACAUCAGUGCCUUAUUAGUCAUUUUUCAGCAUUUCAUCUUAUUAUUACUAAUCUAUUCAAUUACCUCAUUUGAAAGUAUUGAGCGGAUCUUUAUUUCGUGUAAACUACCAUAAAACAUAGAUCCUUUUUUUUGUCUUGAUGCAUUUUUCAUUUUCAGUGUUAUUGAACCAACCUCAACUCUGUUGUUAUUUGUAACUCAUAUAGUCAAGACGUCUAAUGUUCCAAUGAUUGAAGUGAAAGUAUAUACUAAUUGGGUGUUAAUUAUUAAUUUUUUUUUGUAACUCGUGAAGGGGUAAAUAAGAGGAUAAGGGUUGAAAAGCCUAAAACUGGUUUGGGACCCAAGAUCUAGAAUUUUUUUAACGCUCUUUUGCAUUGUUUUUUCCUCAUACUAUCUGGUACAUCUGUGCCUCAUUAGUCAUCAUUUAACAUUUUAUCCUUUUAUUAAUCUAUGAUUCUAUUUCUAUUUAUGUUACAUACUGUCAGUAUUGACUACCAUCGUACAUGAAUCGUUUUUUUGUUUUGGUGCAUUUUUCAUUUCAGUGAUAUUGUAUCAACCUCAAGAUGUCCAAUGGUCGAAGGGUGUUAAUUUUAUGUUUUUUGUAACUCGUAAAGAGAUAAAUAAGAGAAUAAAGGUUGAACACCCCAAAACUGGUUUGAGACCUCUGAUCUAGAAUUGUUUUAACGCUGUUGUUGCAUUAGUUUUUCCUCAUACUAUCUAGUACAUCUGUGCCCCAUUAGUCAUUAUUAAGCAUUUUAUCCUUCUAAUAAUCUAUGGUUGGAUUACCUCAUUUGAAAUUAUUGUGCGGAUUUUAUUUCAUAUUCUUUCACAAUUUAUGUUACAUACUGUGAGUGUCAACUACCAUCGUGCAUGAAGCAUUUUUUUUGUCCUUCCCGUUUCAGUGUUAUUGUAUCAAACUCAUCUCUGUUGUUAAUUGUUAUCCCUAUAGGCCUAGUCAAGAUGCCUAUUAAGUGAAGAUGUCCAAUGUUCCAAUGGUCAAAAUGGAAGUAUAUACUAAUUGGGUGUUAAUUUUUUAUUUGUGAAACUCGUAAAGGAGUAAAUAUAACAAAGGUUGAAAACCCAAAAACUGGUUCGAGACCUCAGAUCUAGAAUUUGUGUAACGCUGUUGUUGCACUGUUUUUUCUUCAUACCAUCUAGUACAGUGGUUAUCAAACUUUCUAGGCUGCGCCUCUCUUUUUAGAAUUUGUCGAGUCUCAUACCCACCCCAAAAAUAACUACCGGUAAAUACCAAAAGUUACAAAUAGCAGAUAGUAAUGAAAAAGUAUGUGUUAUUGAAAAUGCUUGGAUGGAACAUAAAUAAUGCAAUAAAUGUUUAAUCACAAAUAUGGCGGGCAAGAUCAAACCUAACGAAUGUUUUUAUUUUCAAUUAGCUGUACGCCUCUCAAAAAAUUGUGCACGCUCUCUAUGUGGGGGUGCCCCACUGUUUGGGAUCCACUGAUCUAGUACAUCUGUGCCUCAUUUUGCAGCAUUUGAUCCUAUUAUUACCUCAUUUGAAAGUAUUGUGGGAAUUUUUAUUUCCUAUUCUUUCACAAUUUAUGUUACAUACUGUGAGUGUCAACUACCAUCGUACAUGAAGCAUUUUUUCGUUUUAGUGUUAUUGUAUCAACCUCAACUCUGUUGUUAUGUGUUAUCCCUAUAGUCAAGAUGUCUAUUAAAUUGAGAUUUGAAUUAAUGUUGUUACUCAAGAGAAAUUAAUAAAGAUUUUUGUCGGUAAUGUAUAAUUUAUUGAACAUUUGCCUUUUAUUCUAGA